This is a messenger RNA of Phytophthora infestans T30-4, 1458 nucleotides long. Its product is annotated as secreted RxLR effector peptide protein, putative. NCBI's taxonomy places the organism in Eukaryota, Oomycota, Peronosporomycetes, Peronosporales, Peronosporaceae. The coding region runs from base 1 to 1458 and encodes 485 amino acids. The transcript has a single exon. The record is from RefSeq and is a predicted model, not a curated record.
AUGCGUUGUCACUGGGUCUUAUACGUACUGCUGGUAGCUAUCACAUUCGCUGAUCAUGCUGACUGGAGCCCGAAAACAACCGAGAUACCGGAACGUCCAAUCACUCCCAUGGAUAGUGUCCCGAGGUUACUGCGACUGUACGAGUCUACGAGAGCUCACGAUGAAGAAAGAGGUGUAAGUGCUCCUGCAGCGGAAACAGUUGUCAACUCACUCAAAUCCGCAAGCACUCAACUUGACGAAUGGCUCGCAAAGGGAAAACCUACCGACGACGUUUUUAAGCUUCUUACACUCGACGUCGCCGCGGACGAUCUUCUGGCCAACUCGAAGUUAACAGAGUGGAUCACGUACAUGAAGCUGUUCAACCAGGCAAAUCCUAAAAAACAAACGUCGCUGAUCAGAACCCUCACAACUCACUACGGCGACGAAGCUCUGGCCAAGAUGGUCGUAGCAGCAAAGCAAGUGCCGGACACAGCGACUUUCGCCAAGCGACUACAGACCGAGCAGCUUCAGCUGUGGCUUAAUCAAGGGAAAUCCCCGGACGAUGUGUUUACAUUGUUGAAACUUGACAAGGCCGGACAGAAGGUUUUCACCCACCCUGAGAUGGUCUCGUGGGCGAAAUAUGUGGGUGAUUUCAAUAAGGUGAACCCGGACAAACCAGUUACUCUGUUCUCUACGCUAGCUACGCGCUUAAAUGACGAAACUCUGUUACAAAUGCUCAUCGCGGCGAAGAAUGUUCCGAGCACCGAGAAAAUUGCAGUACAAGUGCAAGCUGUCCAAACGAAGCUAUGGCUGAACACUCAGAAGGAGCCGGGGGACGUCUUCAAACUGCUUCGACUUGAUAAGGAAGGACAUGACAUCAUCCAGAACCCUCUUUUUCGCGCUUGGGUCCAGUAUACCGACGACUUCCGGAAGAUUUACUACGGAACAGAGCUCACUACAAUCGCGACGUUAACGGCGAAAUAUGGUGACGAAACCCUGACAAAGAUGAUCCUUCAAGCACUUAGCUCGCCAAGUACUGCAAACAUCGCGAAACGGCUCGAAACUGAGCAGUUGAGGAACUGGUACAUCCACAAAUAUUCGCCUCAACAUGUGUUCACGACGCUCAAUUUAUACAGCGAAGGAGUGAACGCGUUUGACCGUCCGCUGUUUCAUGUUUGGAGCAAGUACGCGACGUAUUUCGGGGCUGCAGAGCCAAAAUAUAAACCGAGUUUUCUCACGAAUUUGCUAGAUGUGUAUGGCGAAAAGAACCUCGUAAAAGUGAUCCGAGCGGGCAGCAAGAACCCGAAUACCAAGAAGAUGGCUAAAGAACUAGAAGAUGACCUAGUCAAGGUCUGGCUGAAGGAUGAGAGGAUCCCGAUGGACAUAUAUGCUCUGUUGCGGCUGGAACGAGUCGAAGACUCGAAAGAUCCAUACAGACAGCUAUACUUUAAAUAUUUUAAGGCAUACGCACUAUCUUGA